Lates calcarifer (barramundi perch) is the source of this 2247-nucleotide messenger RNA. RefSeq names its product UDP-glucuronosyltransferase 2A2-like. The record is from RefSeq and is a predicted model, not a curated record. Lineage: Eukaryota; Metazoa; Chordata; Actinopteri; Centropomidae. Gene Ontology annotation, molecular function: UDP-glycosyltransferase activity.
AGAGUAUUUAUCAGUUUAAUUCAGAGGUGCUUUAUCAGCGUGAAAGAAAAAAAUAAUGUCAAAGCAUCAAUAUACAGAGACCAUGAUUUAUAUCUGUGACUGGUCUGACUGGUGUUUGGAAAGUCGAUCAAUCAAUCAAUGAAUCUCUCCUUCCUCAGGUGAAGCACUGACAUGUGAUCAGAGUGUUGAUACAGCAAGGCAUCGUCCAAUCAGAGAGCAGCUCUUAUCUGUACCUGACCUCUGAUCAGUUUGGACUUUGGUUGAAGCUCAGUCACUGAACAGACUCGUCUCAGGAUCUUUGAUUUUCUUACUCGAGAUGAUUUUCCUGCGUCUUCUUCUCGCUGUUCUUGUGUCCCUCCUUGCACCCUUCGCUCCGGCCAACGGCGGCCAUGUCCUGGUGUUUCCGGGUGAGUACAGCCAUUGGUUGAACAUGCGGAGCAUCGUGGAGGAGCUGGUGAAGAGGAACCACUCCGUCACCAUCUUAGUUUCCGACGCGUCGCCGUCUGUCAACUACAACGACAGCAGAGACGCCGCCAAGUUCAACUUCCUGGUUUUCAAGGUUCCGUUCAGCAGGUCUGAGUUUCACGGACUCACUGAGGAGUUUAUUCACUUCUCCAUGUAUGAGUCUCACGAGUCAUCUCUGCUGCAGAAGUUCUUCAGGACCUGGGAUUGGCUGCGGCGCUCCGCUGACUUUGGGAUCAAACAGUGUGACGCCAUGUUGAAGAACAAGCAGCUGAUGGUGACACUGCGCGCCACUGCGUUUGACGCUGUCCUGCUCGACCCGAUGGUGAUGUGUGGCGAUCUGGUGGCCGACGCGCUGCGCCUGCCGCUUGUCGUCUCUCUGCGCUUCUCGUUCGGUGGCGUCCUGGAGCGACACUGUGGCCACGCACCCGCGCCACCGUCAUUCGUCCCCGCUGCUCCGCUGCCCUACAGCGACCGCAUGACAUUUGUGGAGAGGCUGAUUAACGUGGUGACGUACGUCUCGGCGUCAGUGAUGUCAGAGCUGUUCUGGAGGCUGACGCUGGAUAAAUACUACAGUGAGGUCAAAGGAAGUCCCAGCAGCGUUUGUGAGACUCUGGGAAAUGCAGACAUCUGGCUCAUCAGAACUUUCUGGGACAUUGAGACGCCCCGACCGACCCCGCCCAACUUCAGGUACGUGGGUGGUCUGCACUGCAAACCGGCCAAUCAGCUGCCAGAUGACAUGGAGGCGUUUGUGCAGAGUUCAGGCGACGCAGGUGUCGUGGUGGUUUCCUUCGGCUCCAUGGUAACCAACCUGAUGCCAGAACGAGCUGAUGUCAUCGCUGCCGCCUUCGGACGAAUCCCGCAGAAGGUAAUCUGGAGGUACCGCGGAGAAACUCCUAAGACGUUGGCGACAAACACGAAGCUUUACGAUUGGAUUCCUCAGAACGACCUGCUGGGUCACCUGAAGACCAGAGCGUUUGUGACUCACGGCGGCACGAACGGUUUGUACGAGGCCGUGUAUCACGGUGUGCCGCUGGUCGGAGUUCCGCUGUUCGCCGAUCAGCCUGAUAACCUCGCCCGUCUGAGCCGCCGCGGCGCCGCCAUCAUCCUGGACUUCAACCGUCUGACGGCAGACGAGCUGACAGAGGCGCUGCACGCCGUCAUCAACGAGCCCAGUUACAGGUCCAGCAUUCAGCGUCUCUCUGCGCUGCACCGCGACCAGCCAGCGGCGCCGCUGAGCACCGCCGUCUUCUGGGUGGAGUUUGUGAUGCGACACGGCGGAGCGCAACACCUGCGGCUGGCGUCACAUGACCUAAACUGGUUCCAGUACCACAGCGUGGACUCUUCCGCCGCCCUGCUGGUCGUCAUAACGACCGCCGCUGCCCUCUGCUGGGCGGGCGUCCGCCGUCUCCUGCGACGCUGCAGCCAAGGAGGAAGAGAAAAGAACGACUGAAGACUUUUAGUCAACAGAGUUAGAAUGUCGCGUUUUAACGAAGGAUUUUCUCUAAUUUAUCGAGUCAGCAUUAAAUCUGUUCUAAAGAUUCAACAGAAACUAUUUUUACAGUUUUAUUCAGAUAAGAGUUGUUAAAGUUGCUUUCAUAUGCACUGCAGUAAUCAGAUUACUUUCAAACUGUCACUGAUAAAAAUGUCAGGACAGGGGACGAGGUGAGCUCUGACAUCAGCUUCAGCUGAUUAAAAUAAAUCUGACUCACAUUAGAUUUUCUUUCGACUUUUUAUUUUCUUUGUUUCCAUCAGAAAUAAUAAAGUCUGAAUUCUAAAACGUGU